AUGGAGAAUGACUCAGGGUUACAGAAUAACGUCCACGUUUCGCUCCAGAUCAUCCCCUCCUCCCAGCGGGAAGGAAAUGGCUUCAAUGGAGCUGGCUCAGGGUUUCCAAUUUCCAAACCUGAUGUGAUCUCGCAGCUAGAACGAGGGGAAGAGCCGUGGGUCCCGGACCUCCAGGGCUAUGAGAAAGAAGUGCUCCCGAGAGCUGCCUACACAGGUGAUGGGAUGGUGAGUGAGAAUAAGGAGGAGAAACCCCAGGAGGAAGAUGCUGAGCAAGUGGAACCACAUGGGACGUUAUCAGGAAGAUCGAAAGGAAAUGUUUCCGGGAGUUGUGCACACCCAGAAAAAGCAAAAGCCUGUGAGACUCAGCAGAAGCCAGAGGAAAACUUCAGUAGGCACUCAGACCUUAUUACACGCGACAGAAUCCACUUGGAAGAGAUAUGCUACAAAUGCCGUGAGUGUGGCAAAAGCUUCAAUCGGAGCUCAGACCUUGUCACACAUUGGAGAACCCACACUGGAGAGAAACCCUACAUGUGCUCUGAGUACGGGAAAAGCUUCAUUGAUAGUUCAACCCUCAUCUCACAUCAGCAAAUCCACACAGGAGAAGCGCCCCACACAUGCUCUGAGUGUGGGAAAAGCUUUAGUUGGCACUCGCACCUUAUCACGCAUCAGAGAAUCCACACAGGAGAGACGCCCUACACGUGCUCUGAGUGCGGAAAAAGCUUCAAUAAGAGCUCAAACCUUAUCACGCAUCAGAGAAUCCACACUGGGGAGACGCCCUACACAUGCUCUGAGUGCGGGAAAAGCUUCAGUCGGAGCUCUACCUUUAUCACGCAUCAGAGAAUCCACACAGGAGAGAAACCCUACACAUGCUGUGAGUGUGGGAAAAGCUUCACUCACAGCUCACACCUUGUCACACAUCGGAGAAUCCACACGGGGGAGAAGCCGUACACAUGCUCUGAGUGUGGGAAAAGCUUCACUCAGAGCUCACACAUUAUCAGACAUCGUAGAAUCCACACAGGAGAGAGGCCCUACACAUGCUCUGAGUGCGGGAAAACCUUUAAUCGCAGCUCUAUCCUGAGAACACAUAGGAGAAUCCACACAGGUGAUAAACCUUAUGGAUGCUCUGAGUGUGGGAAAUGCUUCAUUCAUAGUUCAGCCCUCAUCUCACAUCAGAGAAUCCACACAGGAGAGAGGCCCCACAGAUGCUCUGAAUGUGGGAAAAGCUUUAGUGGGCACUCAGCCCUUAUCACACAUCGGAGAACCCACACAGGAGAGAAACUCUGCACAUGCUCUGAGUGUGGGAAAAGCUUCAAUCACAGCUCAAACCUUGUCACACAUCGGAGAAUCCACACGGGUGAGAAACCUUAUGAAUGCUCUGAGUGUGGGAAAUGCUUCAUUCAUAGUUCAACCCGUAUCACACAUCAGCGAAUCCACACAGGAGAGAGGCCCUACACAUGCUCUGAGUGUGGGAAAACCUUCAGUCGGAGCUCACACCUUAUCCGACAUAAGAGAAUCCAUACAGGGGAGACACCCUACACAUGCUCUGAGUGUGGGAAAAGUUUCAAUCAGAGCUCAAGCCUUAUUACACAUCAGAAAAUCCACAUGAGAGAGAACUGUAAUAAAUGCCUUGACUAG
Messenger RNA from Emys orbicularis (European pond turtle), 1635 nucleotides. RefSeq names its product zinc finger protein OZF-like. Lineage: Eukaryota; Metazoa; Chordata; Testudines; Emydidae. Gene Ontology annotation, biological process: regulation of DNA-templated transcription. The transcript has 5 exons. Bases 1 to 1635 code for a protein of 544 amino acids. The record is from RefSeq and is a predicted model, not a curated record.